AUGUCUUUCUCGGCCAACCCCUUAUCUCUGAGCGUCCCCGAGCCCGCAUUCGAGUCGUGGCUAAGAGACCGUGGCUACCUGGAAAUCCUCGACCAACGAACCUCUGACCUCCACCGCCUCUCCACCACAACCACUUCCUCCUCCUCCUCCUCCUCCGCCACCACCACUAGCUCCGCUUCCAUAAUCACUGGUGGAUUCUUUAUAUCGGUUUUUUCAUACAUCGGAACCCUACUCUCUCUCUUCACUUUCAAUCCCUUCUCCAAGCUCACCUCCGACGACUUCUCCGGCAAUACUCCCUCCUGGACUUUUCGAUUUAUCGGUUCUUCUGAUUCCUACUCGUUCCCUUCGUCGACCUCUCAGGCUCGGUUGAGAGUCCACGAAAAUGUCAAGCGCUUUGCUCGCAAUUAUGCCUCUCUCUUCAUCCUCUUCUUCGCUUGCUCUCUGUAUCAUAUGCCUCUUGCUCUUGUUGGGCUGAUAUCAUGUUUGGCGCUUUGGGAUCUGUUCAGAUUUUGGGGUGAUCGAUGGGGAUUAGAUCGAUACCCUGUAUUUCGACUAAGCUUGGUUCGAGUUGCUCAAUGUGCAACUGCCAUUAUUUUAUUCUUCUCCAAUGUUCAAAUGGCUCUCUUAUGCGCUCUUGGGGUUAGUUAUGCAGUUUUGAUUUUGCAUGCCUCUUUCCGGAAGCUGACUCCCAUCAAGCGAGCUACUGAAGGAGGGAGGUCAAAAUAG
This is a messenger RNA of Ilex paraguariensis (yerba mate), 726 nucleotides long. The record is from the annotation of a GenBank genome assembly. Lineage: Eukaryota; Viridiplantae; Streptophyta; Magnoliopsida; Aquifoliales; Aquifoliaceae.